AUGGGACGGCCGAUGAUAUCACGGGGAAGUUUCGACGUGGAGUCCAAGACAACACUCGAUCGGUGUUCGAGUGUUGACCAUUCGUAUAACCCGGCACAGGAGAGUACGCUUCAGCUGUUUGAGUCUGAGUCACUGCCCGAGGAACAGCAAUGGCGAUUCGGGGUUCGGGAUUGGUUGCUUUUUAUUUGCAUUGUUAUCUUGGCUAUGAUGGAUGCUUUUGAUUCCACGGUUAUGAUCACUGUGUUGCCAGACUUAGCGAAUGCGUUCAAUACACCACUUGUCAGCACACUUUGGGUUAACACAAUCUAUCUUGUCGCGAGCGCAACGAGUCAACUGUUCUUCACGAUGAUGUGCGAUGUAUUCAGUCUCGGACCCGUCUGGAUCGUCGCGGCGGUAUGUACCACAAUCGGAACCGGGAUAUGCAGUGGCUCGAUGUGUCUGAUCGAGAUUGUGGUCGGUCGAUUACUGCAAGGCAUAGGCGGAGGCGGUUCCCUAGGUCUAUGUUUCGUUGUUAUGGAGGAAUCAGCGCCAAAGUCAAUACAUUCGCGGUAUUCAUGCUACAUUCUCCUCACCCGUCUGAUCGGGUUCAUACUCGGUCCAAUUAUUGGCGGUUUGUUCAUGGAUUAUACAAGUUGGACAUGGGCUUUCUAUUUCAACUUCAUCUUUUGUGCGCUGGGUCUUCUUGCGAUUCCAUUUGCUAUGGAUCUGCGCGUGUCCAAAAAUAUUCCGCUGCGGAGAUGGCGCGUUCUGGACUGGACUGGUGGUGCGAUGGCUUCGUUUGGCUUGGCUGCCAUCCUUGUUGGUGUCAGCUGGGGCGGUGUCUCAUAUGGGUGGGAUCAGUGGCAAGCACUGGUUCCAAUCGGGAUCGGGAUUCUCGUGAUGCCGGUACUUAUUUUCUACGAGUCUAAGUAUGCAGCACAUCCGCAGUUUGGCAGGCGUGUGUUCCGAGAUUUGCCCACUAUCAUGGCAUACAUUGGAUGCCUCUGCCAUGGCUUUGUUAUAUUCUGUCAGUUGCAGUUCUUCACCUUUUAUUUUCUCUGUACGCGAUACUUUUCCGCGACACUGUCUGGUGUCGCACUCUUCGCCAUCACUGGAUUCGCAGUCACACCCGCUGCAGUAGUUGGCAUUCUACUCGCGAAUGAGGCGAAGUGCUCGAAAUGGAUGAUUACUGGAGGAUGGAUCCUGACGACUCUAGCAGCUGGCUGCUCAAUCCUCCUUGACAGCAUCACACCUACAGUUGGAUGGGUGAUUCUCUUCUUGACAGCAGGACUGGGUCACGGCCUUUUAAUUUCCAGUUACAAUAUUCGCGUCCAGAGUAUACCCAAGAAUGAGGAAGCGGCACUCUCCACGAAGCCUAUUGCCAUUUCUCUCCUUAUGCGAGCAUGGGGUAUGGCGGUUGCCGUUCCUAUUGGAGGCAUCCUUUUCUUGACUUGCUUUGGCAAUGAGCUGCAGAGUCUUGGACUGGAGCGGGAUCUGAUCAACACGGCAAGGGGGUACAUAAUUUUGGUGGAUCAGACUCAAAUGUCAGAUGGUGAAAGGGAUAUCAUCAAGGAUGUCUCUGCGUCAGCCUUGCAGGUUGUCUGGGAGGUCAUUGCAGGGAUCUCUGCUUUGGGUGGCAUCUCGUCUAUAUUUUUGUGGAAGAGACAAUAG
Penicillium longicatenatum is the source of this 1650-nucleotide messenger RNA. RefSeq lists its product as uncharacterized. Gene Ontology annotation, molecular function: transmembrane transporter activity. Lineage: Eukaryota; Fungi; Ascomycota; Eurotiomycetes; Eurotiales; Aspergillaceae. The record is from RefSeq and is a predicted model, not a curated record. Bases 1 to 1650 code for a protein of 549 amino acids. The transcript has 3 exons. Gene Ontology annotation, biological process: transmembrane transport.